Molecule: messenger RNA, 4364 nt
Organism: Cucurbita moschata (crookneck pumpkin)
Lineage: Eukaryota; Viridiplantae; Streptophyta; Magnoliopsida; Cucurbitales; Cucurbitaceae
Product: mitogen-activated protein kinase kinase kinase YODA-like
Exons: 14
Coding region: 936-3626 (896 amino acids)
Biological process (GO): protein phosphorylation
Molecular function (GO): ATP binding; protein kinase activity
Source: RefSeq, a predicted model, not a curated record
ACAACUCCAUGUCGUCGCUGAGGCAUACUCUCUUUCUCUUUCAUUUCUCUUUCACUUUUCUUACGCGAUUUUCUCAAUCCCACAAUUCAUCUUAAAAUGGAGAAGCUUUGAUGUAACACUUCGCCUCUGAUAAUCUGAGAUUUCAGAUGAUUAGGGUUUCGAUUUCUUGCUAACUUGGUCUUCAAUAUGUAAGUCGACCUCACUAGGAUUUGGGCGAGUAUAGUGGGAUUCUGGAAUUUGCAGUUUCCAAUAUUUAAGAUUCUUGGUAGAUCUGUAUCGUAGAGUCGUGUUUUGAGGAAUAUGGAAGUGUAGUUUGUUUUUUAAUUUCCUAAACGGUCGUGGAAAACAAAGGAAGGAAAUUCAGGAGUGUCGUUGGCAACGAUGGAGCUUAGUUUUUCAGCUCGUUUUGUUGCUGGGGAAUUUGGCUGUAUCUGGUGGCAUAAGCGAUUAGAGGAUUUUGUUACUAGUUCCUCAUUAUUGAGCUUCCUCAAAUUCAAGCUGAAGUUGCAACAAACGAUGAAGGAUCAAGUGAUAAUUCUGAAAGAAGUGAAGUUUAGUGUUCUUGCACAAGACUUUGAAAGCUGUUGUUGAGGAUUUGAUAGUUUAUCUUAGAUUUUUUUUAAGAAAUAGCUUCCACUGAGGUGUUUAAGUUUGUUAUAGUUUCUAAAUGUUACACUUCCACAUUAAUGUUAGAAUGCCUAUAUUAGAAAAUACGACCGGUCACAGAAGUGGUAGCUUGGAUACUCAGUCACAGAUUUACCAGCUUGCCGAUGGGGUAAAAGCUAAUUAUGGCAUGAAGGGUAUCAUGUACUUGUCGGAUGCUUUGGAAGUGUAACAUCUGCUUUACUAUCAAUUUUCACGAAAUAUUUUCACUCUGCAGAGUGAGCGGGUAGCCAAUUUAGUGUCUUCCACAAUAUUUAAGAUAAAAAUCAAUAAUGCCUUCGUGGUGGGGGAAGCCAUCAUCCAAAGAAGUAAAGAAGAAAACAAGCAAGGAAAGUUUCAUUGACUCAUUACACCGUAAGUUCAAGAAUUCACCUGAAGGUAAAGUAAACAGCCGAUCAGGAAGUUCUUGUAGACGUGGUGGUGACACUAUAUCUGAGAAAUCACCUCUAUCAAGAUCACCAUCACCUUCCAAAGAAGUAUCGAGAUGUCAAAGUUUUGCUGGAAGAUCACAUUCUCACCAACUGCCACUUCCAGAACUGCACCCUAUAGGUAUAGGUCCCACAGACUCUGGGAUUAGUGUGACGGCAAAAUCAAAAUUAGAGAGAAGCUCUAAGACAUCUUCAUUCCUACCACUCCCUAGACCUGCAUGUAUCCGGAGGAGGCCGGAUCCUGCAGAUUUGGAUGGAGAUUUAGUCACUGGUUCAGUCUCUGGUGAGUCCUCAAGUGAUAGUGAUGAUCCCAUUGAUUCACGUCAACGUAGUCCUCAGGCAACUGACUAUGACGUUGGGACUAGAACUGUGGUAGGUUCUAUUGAACCUAGUGCAACUCUCAAGGACCAGUCUUCUACUGUUGUGCAAACAAAUUUAAAAGAGGGCAAGAAAGCAGAAAGUCUUUCAUUUCCUCAUAAGAAGCCUUCAAUACCUAAACGGAGGCCUUUAAGCAGCAAUGUAACAAAUCUUCAAGUUCCUCGUCAUGGGGCAUUCUUUAGCGCUCCAGAUAGUUCCAUGUCUAGUCCUUCUAGAAGUCCUAUGAGGGUAUUUAGCACAGAGCAAGUCAUGAACACUGCUGUUUGGUCUGGAAAGUCUCACUCAGAUGUCAUUUUAGGUGGCUCUGGCCACUGCUCCAGUCCUGGUUCUGGACACAAUUCAGGGCACAACUCUAUGGGAGGUGAUAUGGCAGCCCACUUCUUUUGGCAACAAAGUAGGGGCAGCCCCGAAUAUUCUCCAGUACCUAGUUCUAGAAUGACUAGUCCUGGCCCAAGCUCCAGAAUUCAAAGUGGUGCUGUUACACCUAUUCAUCCUAGAGCAGGAGCUCCGCCUGCUGAAUCACAAACUUGCUGGCCUGAUGAGAAACAAACUCAUCGUUUGCCUCUUCCUCCCAUUGCAAUCUCAAACUCUUCUCCAUUUUCUCAUUCAACCUCUGCAGUGACAUCUCCUUCAGUGCCUAGGAGUCCUGGAAGGACAGAGACUCCAGCAAGCCCAGGUUCACGCUGGAAAAAGGGGAAGCUACUGGGUCGUGGCACAUUUGGGCAUGUGUACGUUGGUUUUAAUAGCGAAAGUGGAGAAAUGUGUGCAAUGAAGGAGGUCACCUUAUUUUCUGAUGAUGCAAAGUCUAAGGAAAGUGCUAAACAAUUAAUGCAGGAAAUUGCUUUACUGAGUCGUUUACGGCAUCCCAACAUUGUGCAAUAUUAUGGUUCAGAAUCAGUGGGUGAUAAACUCUAUAUUUAUCUGGAAUAUGUAUCUGGUGGCUCCAUUUAUAAAUUACUACAAGAGUAUGGACAAUUUGGGGAACUAGCAAUUCGUAGCUAUACUCAACAAAUACUAUCAGGACUUGCAUAUUUGCAUGCUAAAACUACAGUGCACAGGGACAUUAAAGGAGCAAACAUACUUGUUGACCCUAAUGGCCGUGUUAAAUUGGCAGACUUUGGGAUGGCGAAGCAUAUCACAGGCCAAUCAUGUCCACUGUCGUUUAAGGGCAGCCCUUACUGGAUGGCACCUGAGGUCAUAAAGAACUCAAAUGGUUGCAACCUUGCCGUUGAUAUUUGGAGUCUUGGAUGCACUGUUCUGGAGAUGGCAACUACAAAGCCACCUUGGAGCCAGUAUGAAGGGGUUGCUGCGAUGUUUAAGAUUGGCAAUAGCAAAGAACUCCCAGUAAUUCCAGAGCACCUCUCAGAUGAUGGGAAGGAUUUUGUGAGACUAUGUCUGCAACGGAACCCGUAUCAUCGACCUACAGCUGCUCGACUUUUGGAUCAUCCUUUUGUCAAAUAUGCUGCACCUGUAGAGAGGCCUAUUUUGAGCUCUGAACCCUCUGAUGCAACUCCUGGGGUUACAAACGGAGUGAAGACUUUGGGUAUUGGCCAAUCACGUAUUACUUCUGUGGACUCGGAUAGUAGACUCGCAGUUCAUUCUUUAAGAGUCUCAAAACCUGUUCUUCAUGCCAGUGACAUCAACAUUCUCAGAAACAUCUCAUGUCCUGUUUCACCAAUUGGAAGCCCCCUUUUACGCUCACGAUCACCUCAACAUCCCAGUGGAAGAAUGUCUCCUUCACCCAUAUCAAGUCCAAGAACUACUUCAGGCUCGUCGACACCUUUGACAGCAUGUGGUGGUGCUAUUCCUUACAACCACCUGAAACAAGCUAUAUACUUGCAGGAUGGAUUUGGAAGCAUGCCGAAGUCCUUAAAUAAUAGUCCAUACAGCAGUGGUCUCUCGUUCCAUGAUUCAAAUCCCGAUAUUUUUCGAGGGUUGCAGCAUGGGGCUCCCAUCUUCUCUGAAAUGAUACCAGAAAAUGAUAUCCUGGGCAAACAGGUUGGAGUCGGAAGACCUGCUUAUGGUGAACUGUAUGAUGGACAGCAGGUCUUGGCUGAUCGAGUGUCUCGACAGCUCCUGAGGGAUCAUGUUAAAACAAACCUUUCUCUUGAUUUGAGUCCUAGCACUACCUUGUCUGGCCGCAUGAAUGGUAUCUAACUCUGAAUGCAUCGACCUGCUAGAGCUCGUUGUCAGGAGUAGAAGCUUUCUUUGGAUUGGAAAGAUUAAUGCCUAAUCAUCACCUGCCAAAAGACAACGUUAUAUAAGAACAGGGGGUGAGGAAAUAGUUGACUAAUGUUGAUGUUCUUAAAGUGGAAGUAGCUGGCCACCGAUCCAGUGGAGAUGAUUCUUUUGACAUGUUGAUUCUUGAAAGCUAAAUAGCUCAGCUGUGCAACUAAAUUAACAUCUGGCUGCUCGAUUUGAUCCAACAUAACCUGAGUUAUCAGCUUGUACAGUGAUCGAGUAUUCGAUUUAUCAUCUGACCUACUAAUCUGAGGUGCAAAAUUUAAAUUUUGUUCAUGCGGGAUGACUUCUGAUGAUUCAAAUGUGAAACGGAGGUUACUUAGAAGUGGCAACCCAUUGAGUUCGUGGACUAGGAAAGAACAUACAGAAGGGAAAAAUGUACAUUUUUUGAAUCAUCAUAUAGAAUGACUAAAGGAACAAAUGGUCUAAUUACCAUCUCCGAACUUUCUUCUUUUCAACCAGGAAAAGAAAAACAAGGGGAAGGAAAACUUAUGCUGUACAGUUGUUGAAGGAAUGAACUGGCUUUAGUGUCUAUUAUUAUCUUAUUGACACAAUGGCUUCUUAUGCUGAACUAGGAGAGAGCUUAUGCUGUACAGCUCAUGCAAUUGAAGUUCCUUACGGUGGAAGUUCAUGAAUGGCUUUCAUUUUAUGUUA